Dothidotthia symphoricarpi CBS 119687 is the source of this 2865-nucleotide messenger RNA. Its product is annotated as DHS-like NAD/FAD-binding domain-containing protein. Gene Ontology annotation, cellular component: mating-type region heterochromatin. Bases 455 to 2524 code for a protein of 689 amino acids. Gene Ontology annotation, molecular function: NAD+ binding; histone deacetylase activity, NAD-dependent. Gene Ontology annotation, biological process: replication-born double-strand break repair via sister chromatid exchange; regulation of DNA repair; negative regulation of transcription by RNA polymerase II. The transcript has a single exon. Lineage: Eukaryota; Fungi; Ascomycota; Dothideomycetes; Pleosporales; Dothidotthiaceae. The record is from RefSeq and is a predicted model, not a curated record.
CUCCUCACUUGGCCCACGCCCGCAUCACCGAGCCAACGCGCCUGCCGUCAACGCGCGCUUGCCCCAUUUUUGUCGCGCUAUUCGAGUCGUCGCAGUCACAAUGUCAUAGGUGCAGCUCCCAGUCCCUGCGGCCUUCCUCAACCGGCGUUCCCACGGCAGCGACGCACACGCCCUGUCGAACGCUCCCCAGCACCACGACAACGUCUACACGUCGUCACGUCGUCACGUCUGCACAUCUACACGUCCCCAACGGGUCGCUGGUCAGCUAGAAAAUAUCGUGCAUACGUGCGGGGCCUGAGCGCGAUUUCUGUCCCGUGCUAGAGCUGCAAUCGUAGCCGCAGCAUUGCCCCAAGCUCGGUUGGCUCACGACGUUGCUCACCGCAGCCCAACCCACGCGUUGUCGCUUCCUGUUCUCGAACACGCCCCAACACACGACGACCUUCCUGCCUUCACCAUGGCUUACCGCGCCCCCCACGGCGAGCCAAGCUCUCCGCUGAGCUCUUUACCUCCCUCCUCUCCUCGCGACGACGCUGCUUCCGACUCUGAACUCUCCGAGCCUCCCGAGUCGUCUCCUGAGCCCGAGCAAUCCUUCGCUAAACGGCGCCCAUACCCAUCGCCAGCCAAACGGCGCUCGUACCCGUCCCCAUCUUCGUCUCGACGCUCGUCUGCGAAGACGUCACCUGCGCCCGAGAACAUGCCUUCUCCGCCCCCAAGCAACGACGAAGACCCGCGUCCGUCCAAGAAGAGAAAACUCACAGACCCAAAAGAGCGCACCACCGAGUACCUUGAUCUUUCGGGCGACGUCGCCGACGAGGACAUGCCCCAGCUGGCGCGCUUGCUGAAGGUGCUGCACACGAAGCGUAAAAUUGUGGUCAUAGCGGGUGCGGGUAUCUCGGUGUCGGCAGGCAUUCCCGACUUCCGAUCAGCUACCGGCUUGUUCAACACCCUCAAGAAGGACCACAAGCUCAAGUCGUCUGGCAAGGACCUGUUCGACGCCUCUGUGUACCAGGACGACACGUCCACGUCGACUUUCCACGACAUGGUGCGGACCUUGUCCCAGCAAACAAAGUCUGCGCAGCCUACCGCCUUCCACCAACUGCUCGCUACCCUAGCUCAAGAGGGGCGUCUAAUGCGACUAUACACCCAGAACGUUGAUGGCAUAGACACAUCACUCCCUCCCCUGAAUACUCAAGCCCCUCUGCCCAAAAAGGCGCCUUGGCCUAAGACCAUUCAGGUGCAUGGAGGCCUCGACCAUAUGGUUUGCUCCAAAUGCAAUGUGCUGUCGCCCUUCGAAUCUGAGAUAUUCAGCGGGCCCACUCCGCCUUCUUGUCCAAAGUGCGAGGAGGAAGACAAUGUUCGCCUGGUUGCAGAGAAGCGCAGCCACGGGAUUGGACGACUCCGACCUCGCAUGGUGCUCUACAACGAACACAACCCCGACGACGAAGCUAUUGGGUCUUGCGCGACUACCGACAUUCGUUUACGACCCGACGCUGUGAUCGUGGCUGGCACCACGUUGAAGGUCCCUGGCGUGCGGAGGAUAGCUCGGGAAAUGUGCAAAACUGUGCGCGACAGACGAGACGGUGUUGCCGUCUGGAUCAACAACGAUCCAGAACCUUUGGGCAAGGACCUUGAAGAUGCUUGGGAUCUGGUCGUCAAGGGACCAUGCGAUGAAGUCGCGCGUCAUGCAAACAUGCGGAAGUGGGAUGAUCCAAUGGAUUAUAAGGAGGUUUCAGAGGAGGACAUGAAAAAGGCCAAGGAAAGACAAAGGGCAGAUGUUGUUAUUGGCACUCCCCGGAAGAUGGGCGUCCUUCGAAAUGCAGGCCAUUUGACGCCCGGUCAAAGCCCACGCGUUGGGGCUCGAAUGAUGCUCAAGCAAGAACCGACAACUCCAUCGAAGAAUAGGACAAAACGGAAAGCUGGCACACAAAUGGAUCUCUUUGGCAAACUUGACACCAAGUUGCCUGCAAAAGCACCCGGAAAGCGGCAACCCAAGAAAGCAACGGGCACUAAGGGGAAAGCGAAGAAAGAUGUCAAGAAGGACACUCCAGCUAUCAACAACGUCUUCAGGGCUUCGAAGAACACUACCAGGCCCGCCGCUAAACUGUUGGACAAAACCUCCAACCCUAUGCUCACGACCUUGCCGCUCCUACCUAUCCAGUCGAAAUCGGAAAAUGACAACGAUACCAUUCACGUUGAGAAGAGACCGACUCCGGCUACUCCCAAAAGAAGGACGCGACUGACAAAGCUCAAAGAUGGAAUCAUGGUGCCCUUGUCGGACGCUGAUCCUCGCAACAAUUGCUCACCAAGGGGCCCCACUCCCGAACCCUUCACGCCAAGAGGUUCGCCAGUCAAGACCCGCACGUCUGGUAUUACUACGCCCAGCAAACAACUACAGGAGGAAGCGGAAUUUGCAUUUGCCAGGUCUUCAACAAGUGACUCUCGUCCCUCUACCGCUCACUCAGAACGGGAUAUGAUCGUAAAGCCAGGUUCUGUCCCUCAUGGUAUGAACAACAUUCUGUGCUAGUAUUUUUCGGCAUUUCUCGGCGUUGGAAACUUGUCGUCCCUCGGGACAAUUCCGCAAUCGGUGGUUGUGAGACGGUUGCAUAUAAGGCGUUUUUUAUUGUCAUACCAGGCUGUAUGAGUAGUAAUUCUUUCUCGGGGCAUUUGUGUUUUCUACUUGUAGCUGCAGAAUACCCGGGCAACCCUCUAGAGAGCAGGAUAUGCAAUUGAGGUCCCUAGUCGCAUGCUAAAUAGGUAGUGCGUUGGGUAGCGUAGCGGUAACAGCAACUGAGGCUGCUAUCAUUGAUCAAUAAGAAUUGUUAUCUUAGAUUGGGUUGCUCUGCCUUUUUUGAAACCACGGUGAUG